AUGACUGACGCCCAAAAUCCCGACGCCCAAAAUUCCGACGCCCAAAAUUCCGACGCCCAAGAUUCCGAUGCCCAUCUCGACGCCCGAAACCUCUACGCCCAACUCGCUUCCCUCCCACCUGACCUCGCGGUGCUUUUACUCAGGGCAACUUGCCUCCAGCUCAGGAUAACUCAAGUCCGGCUCAAGGAAGCUCACCUCCGGCUCAGGAUGGCUCGCCAACGGCUCAAUUUGGCUGUCCAACGGGCCAGGAUGGCUCGCGUCCGCCGCAUGGUGAUUUGCGUCCGGCUCUCGCGUAUGGCUCAACGUGAAAUUGGCUGGGUCCCCUCACGUCGCUGA
Molecule: messenger RNA, 336 nt
Organism: Fonsecaea monophora
Lineage: Eukaryota; Fungi; Ascomycota; Eurotiomycetes; Chaetothyriales; Herpotrichiellaceae
Exons: 1
Coding region: 1-336 (111 amino acids)
Source: RefSeq, a predicted model, not a curated record